This is a messenger RNA of Geodia barretti, 3047 nucleotides long. NCBI's taxonomy places the organism in Eukaryota, Metazoa, Porifera, Demospongiae, Tetractinellida, Geodiidae. The record is from the annotation of a GenBank genome assembly.
UCCCACGACAUAGCACUGGCUGUUGCUUACCUGCACACAAAACGAAUCCUCCAUCGAGACCUGUCCAGCAACAAUGUCCUCCUGAAUCCCGGCUGCCAGGCUAAGGUGACCGACUUUGGCAUGUCACAAGUAGCAGAUUCGAAUCACUCCAUGACACGCAGUCAAGUAACGCAAUGCCCAGGAACACUUGCCUACAUGCCUCCAGAGGCCCUUUUGCCAAAGCCACGUUAUUCCGAAAAGCUCGACAGUUUUUCAAUGGGAGUCUUGAUGAUCCAAACCAUCACACGCAAGUUCCCUGCCCCCACUGAGGCACAUAUCACUCGUGAAGAUCCAGAAUCCUCAACCGGUAUAGUCUAUAUCCCUGUUUCAGAAGUAGAACGCCGUAAAGCUGACAUAAGCGGAAUUUCAACAAUGCAUCCCCUCUUGUCGAUCGCCAAAUGUUGCCUGAAGGACAAGUACCAGGAGCGACCUAAUGCCAGCCAAAUUUGCCAGAGCCUUGCAGAUCUGAAGACCACAGUGGCAUACAAGGUCAGCACCACAGAAACCUCAGAUUCUACGAUGGAAGAAGCCAGCGUUGAGCAACCAAUUAAAGAGCAGUGUGAAAACCAGCCACAGAUAAAAAGACCUCAACUACAUGAAACUGCUGAGAGAGGAGAUGUGGAGGCAGUUAAGAGGCUGCUUGCUACUUCUUCCGUUAAAAUCAACUCCACGACCAAGCAAGGUGAAACUGCACUUCUGUUAGCCUCAUGGAAAGGCCACGAGGCAGUUGUUCGUCUGUUGAUUGAGGCACAUGCUUCCAUCAACCUUAAAGACAAGGAUGGGCUGACCCCACUCUACUGGGCUUCAUUUAAAGGUCACGUUGCAAUAGUAAGACUACUGAUACAGUGGAAAGCAGAUGUUAAUGCAUGUGAUAAGAAAGGCUUCAGUCCAGUGCUUGUAGCCAGCCAGAAAGGUCACGAAAGUGUAGUGGAGCUCCUGAUUGGUGCAGGAGCAAAUAUUCAUCUUGGCACCUCUGAGAGUGACGAUACUCCUCUGGGAAUAGCAGCAAAGAAUGGACACAUUGGAAUUGUUCGGAAACUUAUGAAUGCAGGAGCAAAUAUCCACCAUCCGAACAAGGCCGGUCUCACCCCUCUCAUCCUGGCCAUAAUAGGUGGCAAUGCAGAAGCAGUAAAAUUUUUGAUUCAGAAGAAAUGUGAUUUGGGCAUCAGCAAAAAGGUAAUUGGUAGGUUUAUGUAAUUGGCGAGCGAAGCGAGCCUACCUAGUCGUGUUAAUGCUGGAAUUUUCUACACUAUGUGACCACUCUGUUUGGCACUGCACAUAAUGCUCUACAUGAUUCUAAAUACGUACAACAAAAACGUGCGAAAUAUUGAACUGCUCGUGCUCACUCGCCAAAAUUUGCGUUGCAUUCCUCUAGUAUUAGUCAUCAUUUCACAAACAUAGAAUAUCUUUACUUACUACCCAGGCUGGUUAUAGUCCUCUGUUUAUAGCCAGUGAUAUUGGCCAUACAUGUAUAGUGGACUUACUGGUUGAAGCAGGAGCAAAGGCUAAUCUGGCCUCCACUGAGUCUGGAGAUGUUCCUCUGGGGAUUGCAGCUCAUAACGGACAUGCCCAAACAGUUGACAGGCUGUUACAGGCAAAAGCCAAUGUAAACUGCCGAAACAAGAAAGGUAUCAGUCCACUGUAUGCUGCCAGCCAGGAAGGCCACAUGGAUAUAGUAGAGAUUCUAAUUGAAGCAGGAGCAAAGAUUUAUCUGGCUACUGAGUCUGGAGAUGUUCCUCUGGGGAUUGCAGCUGAGAGGGGACACUUAUCAGUAGUUAAGAGGCUGUUGCAGGCAAACGCCAAAGUCAACUCGCAGAACAAGGCUGGUGUCACUCCGCUCCACUUGGCCUCAUUAAAGGGUCAUGUAGCAACAGUCAGACUACUGAUAAUGGUUAAAGCAGAUGUUAACAUCUGCGCCUUAGCAAAGCCUUGUGGGGAUGAAUCUCAUUAGUUCAAAACCACAAGUGCCGUGCUCAACUUUGCCUUUAUAAACUCGUGAUGUCAGAGAGAGAAGUUGCGGUAUGCUUUGCUGAUGAGGGCUAACAAGCCCGAAACAGCUGUCCAGAGCUCCACAUCUUUUUUCUCUUGGCAUCACGUGGUCUAUUGUUACAUCUGUAUUGAGGUAUUUCCCCACAAUUACUCUCAAAAUUUGUGACACUUGUGCAAUGAGCAGAAAGGUUGUAGUCCAGUAUAUACUGCCAGCCAGGAAGGCCACACAGAUAUAGUUGACCUACUGGUUGCAGCAGGAGCCAGGAUUAAUCUGGCUGCUGAGUCUGGAGAUAUUCCUCUGGGGGCUGCAGCUGAGAAGGGACACUUAUCAGUAGUUAUGAAGCUGUUGCAGGCCAACGCAAAAGUUAACUCGCAGAACAAGGCUGGUGCCACUCCUCUCUACUUGGCCUCAUUAAAGGGUCAUGUAGCAACAGUCAGACUACUGAUAAUGAUGAAAGCCCAUGUUAACAUCUGUAAUAAGAGGGGUUAUAGUCCAGUGUAUGCUGCCAGCCAGGAAGGCCACACAAAUAUAGUUGACCUACUGAUCAAAGUUGGAGCUGAUAUCCAACUGACAAAUACUGAGCAUGGCAGUGUUCCACUGGAGAUAGCUGCUAUGAAUGGACAUGUCCAGACUGUCCAGAGAUUGUUGGAGGAGAACCCAUAUAUCAACCACCAAAAUGAGGUUGGUCAGACUCCUCUCUACCUGGCCUCAAGGAGCGGUCAUUCAGUAAUAGUGAGAAUGCUGAUUCAGAGAACGGCUAAUGUUAACAUUUGUAACAAGGAUGGUGUAAGCCCACUGUAUGCGGCAAGCUUUAAAGGCCACUCAGAUGUUGUACAACUACUUGUCAAUGCAGGAGCUAAUGUUGACCUAUUUUCCUACAUGGUAUAUAAGGAGAGAGGAGAGAAACACAAAGCUCCCAGAAUGGACAAUGACACUGGUGACCCUGCUCUUUGUCAGUCUUACCACAAUAUAGAGGCAAUCGGUAGUUAUGAAGGUUUAUAUAUAGCUCCAGGUGAAG